Messenger RNA from Tripterygium wilfordii, 1734 nucleotides. RefSeq names its product protein ABIL1-like. The record is from RefSeq and is a predicted model, not a curated record. The transcript is spliced from 10 exons. The coding region runs from base 416 to 1330 and encodes 304 amino acids. Lineage: Eukaryota; Viridiplantae; Streptophyta; Magnoliopsida; Celastrales; Celastraceae.
GGGUCAUAAAUCCCCGAUGUACUCGAAUUAGACAAUAAUUAUUUUCCGAGAAAAUUACAAUCGUAGAAUAAUAAUUUCGUCUUCUUAAUUAUGUCCACCGCACAACGACAACAAUUGCAGUUAGUUUGAAGGCCACCAGUCUCUCACUGAAGUCUGCCAACCCAACCACCGCAAUAAAUAUUCGUUUCUUUUCCCCUUUCAUUUAAUUUAAUUACCAUGCCUUUCUCAAAUGUCAUUUCUCCUUGUUAUCAACUCCAAUUCUCGCUUUCAACUUUCCGGGGAAUCCGAAUCGCUUCUACAUCACUCAUCCCUCUCUCUCUCUCUCUGCACACACGCUUCACUUCUCCCACAACAACCUAACCCCUAAUCUAACAGUUGAUCACUAAUUUUAGAAGAAAUAACGGCGGAGGGAGAGAUGGAAGUGGAGCAAUCGAGAACGGACUAUCCAGCCACGACCUUCGAUGAGGUCUCCAUGGAGCGCAGCAAGAGCUUCGUCAAAGCCUUGCAGGAACUGAAGAACUUACGGCCUCAGCUCUAUUCCGCUGCAGAAUAUUGUGAAAAAUCUUAUCUUCGUAGCGAGCAGAAGCAAAUGGUAUUGGACAACCUGAAAGAUUAUGCCGUCCGGGCUCUUGUCAAUGCUGUUGAUCACCUAGGUACCGUGGCUUACAAGUUGACUGAUCUUCUUGAGAAACAAAUGUUGGACUCGUCCACCAUGGAGCUGAAGGUUUCUUGUCUAAAUCAGCAACUUCUUACAUGCCAAACAUACACAAGGCAAGAAGGUCUUAGGCAGCAGCAGCUGUUGGCGAUUAUCCCUAGACAUCACAAGCACUACAUUUUACCGAAUUCUGUCCGUAAGAAGGUGCACUUUAGCCCCCUUGUACAGACUGAUCCCAGGCAAAAUCAUUUCCAAGGCAUAUCUCAUUUCCAACCGUCAGGUAGCCCUGCCUCGAAAACUCUUUCCUGGCAUAUGGCCUCAGAAACAAAGUCUACCACCUUGAAAGGGACUUCAGAGGCUUUGACUAGCAAUGAAGAACCAAAAUCUUAUGGGAAAACAUCUGGGGUUUUCAAUCUGUUGGAUAAUGAAGUGAAUACAUGGACAAAAUCUUCUGUAGCUCCAGUUCUUUUAGCAAGUGGAGGUCCUGCAGUAAUGCAAACAUUUGGUGUCACACACAGGGACCAGUUGGAGGGAACCAAACCUUUGACAGCAUUCAGAUCAUUUGACAAGCCAAGGCGUGAGAGGGUUCGUGCCCCAGUUCGUAGCAAAAGCGUACUUUCAGCUUUCUUUGUCAAACAAAAAACUGCCAAGAUGAAGGCCACUUACGUCUCCUGAAUUGAAUCUUUAGCGAGUUGAUCAUGUCAAUUGCCAGCCAAACCUUCAUCAUGUUGCCUGUUGUUCUUGUAUGCUUGUUGAUAUCAUCAGUUUCCGUACCUUGUUAAUUGCUACAGAUAAUAACUUGCUUUACUCCGAUCAUUUCAUAGCAUUUGAUGACGGGAAAGUAUUUGUCUAGGAAGCCAGUAAUGUAGAAUCGCCAUUCUUAGCCCCGAGCAUUGAUUGAUUUUAUUCUGUUAGUGCAGAUUAUGCAUGCUCUAUGCCAACCAGUCCCUUGUAUAGGGAGCCCAUGAUAGAACUAGUCGUUAUUGUUAGUUAACCUGUGUGUCACACGGGAUGAUAUUAAGUAUUUUGAUUAUCAAAUAUUUCUGAAAUAAUAAUAUUUAUAAUUUGUUAUUAUUUUA